CUUCGACCUCUUCCCCCGUUUGAACCUUGUUCCAAUUCAGAUUCUUCUCUUGUGAACAAGCGUAUUAUACGGAACGACCACCACAACAUGCAUAAGCCGGUGCUAUCUCAGCUUGUGUACAAUGCCAUUUUCCCGAGGCCGCGCACAAACGAACCAUCCACAUUUGCGUCCCUUAUCACCCGACAUCUUGUUCCUGAGGUUCGCAUCGAAACUUCCACUUUCUAUGGCACCCUUGACUGUAUUGAAGCCCAAUAUCCUGGGCUCGAUUAUUCCUUCCCCCCGCACCGAAUGAGGUUGGGUCGCUUCGCAUGGCAUCAGAAGUUGUUCAAGGCGUUCGACGAACUAGGAUUGACGGAAGCUGAAAUCGCUUCGCUUUGUCGUUGGGAGGGUACAAAGUGGGCUAGGGAUCGUUACGAACGGGAUAAAGCUGUCCAGGUUAGGGAUACCACGACAGACAAUAUUAGGUGUGCUACUCCGCCACUACCACCGUCGGUCUAUAUACAUAAAUACGUAGAAGAUAGCCCCCGAAACCACCAGCUUCCGGAUCUUAAAAACGAAGACAGGUUCCCGGAAUUAGAAAUCAUAUCAGAGCUGCACAGCCGCGAGGAAGACGAAGAAGAAACGAGUGAUGACGGUGAUGAAAUGGAAAGUUAUGGGGUUACGUUAAACCAACGUCUACUCCAGGCAGCGGAAGCGCGACAACAAGGAGCGGAUGUGUCUCUUGAUGAAGAUUGGGAGCAGUGGCUGAAGGAAGCCUCUGAACAUAAUGCAUACACGGGAAUGCUUCAUGCAAUUCGAUCUGGCCGACCGCUAAACGUUUCGCUCACCAACGUACCUUUGCACUCGCCGCCAUCAUCAUCAGACACCGCCGCUGACGUUCGCAGCCAUGGGGCAUCCAGUGCGAGCAAUUCUAGCAGGCCCGUUCCAAUGUCAAACAGACGUUCCGGAUCGACAACUAUAAGAUCUAGCAUCGCCGCCAGAUCCGCAGUUGACUCUUCGUCAAAUCCCGCUCCGGAAGCUGCGAGAUAGCUGCAAUGAUAGACUCCUACAGCUCUUUACGACAUUGAUCUUAGUACCUGCGGAAAUCAUCUGAUCGGACUUUAUCCUGGCCCUGCAAUUUAAAUACUCUCGGUUUGUUACCUCUGGACGGAUGACUGUUUAUUUCCUUUCUCUCUGAUGCAUUUUUCCGGUGUGUGUUUCCACCGCCGGUAUAUUUCUCUUAUUUCAUUGUCAAUAUGGCGUUAAUACUGGGAGAUUAUGGUACAUCUCCGUCGUUUCUUCUAUCUCGUAUGUUUCUGCAGGCGGCUCCCACAAAUAGAUUUCUAUGAUUCCCUUAGCUUCUUUCGAGCUAUUCAGCGAUGAUGACGGUUUAUUCCUAGAUAUAAUUUAGUUCUCAUUGUUUGAUCCUAUGCCCCCUCUUUUUUCAACUUUUGCUUCUGCUGUUAUCCAAGUGGGAAGAGUUGUGCUAAUGGGACUGAUCUCCAACUUCUACCCAGUGCUCACGGAGUAGCACAUUUUCAAGGGUAUAAUUGUCUCUAACAAUGGGUUUGAUUUGUUUUAAAUUCCAUCUCCUCCUGUGCAUGCACUAUGUUUGUCGCGUUCGCAUUUUGCUGGUAACUUAGCUCAUAAGUCGGGUUCUGUUCCAAUAAUCAACAUAACUACUGUAUUUCCCU
Histoplasma capsulatum G186AR is the source of this 1673-nucleotide messenger RNA. RefSeq lists its product as uncharacterized. The coding region runs from base 88 to 1029 and encodes 313 amino acids. Lineage: Eukaryota; Fungi; Ascomycota; Eurotiomycetes; Onygenales; Ajellomycetaceae. The transcript has a single exon. The record is from RefSeq and is a predicted model, not a curated record.